Phycomyces blakesleeanus NRRL 1555(-) is the source of this 384-nucleotide messenger RNA. RefSeq lists its product as hypothetical. The record is from RefSeq and is a predicted model, not a curated record. Lineage: Eukaryota; Fungi; Mucoromycota; Mucoromycetes; Mucorales; Phycomycetaceae. Bases 1 to 384 code for a protein of 127 amino acids. The transcript has 2 exons. Gene Ontology annotation, molecular function: nucleic acid binding.
AUGUGGACUCAGACUUACAUAGAUUAUUUGAACAAUCAUAUCUUUGUGGACAAAUCUGUUUUUGAUAUUAACAUUAGACCUUUAGUAGCAAGAUUUGCAAAAGGCACUUCUGAAAUUGCAACUACAUCCCAAAAGCCAGUAUCAAAAGGUACUAUCCCCGGUCAUUAUAUGCUUUUCCUGCGAAAUAUAAGGAACCUUAUGGACCAUUACCCUGAGAUGAAGGGAUUUUAUAUUAGAGAAUACACUAGCAUUUAUCUCCCUAUAUAUUCGCCUGAGAUAAAUCUAAUUGAGACUUUUUGGUCUGCAAUGAAAUUCUAUGUUAAGGAAAGAGUAGGUUUAGUGUUGAUGAAGAUUUUAAAGACGAGAAUAGACGAAGCAGUUUGA